GGUGGGGUUGGGCGGGGAGGGGAGACCGCUGAGGGCAGCGCGGCCAGCUCUGGGCCAGGGGGUCCAAAGUGCUCGGCCCCAGGGCACAGCCGGACGCUUGGGGCCUUCUUUCGGCAGGGGACAGCCUGACUGGGGACAAUGGCAUCUCUCAGCCACAUCUUGGUUCUUUGUGUGGGUCUCCUCGCCAUGGUCAACGCAGAAGCGCCACAGGAACACGACCCAUUCACCUAUGACUACCAAUCCCUGCGGAUCGGAGGCCUCAUCAUCGCCGGGAUCCUUUUCAUCCUGGGCAUACUCAUCAUCUUGAGCAGAAGAUGCCGGUGCAAAUUCAACCAGCAGCAGAGGACUGGGGAACCUGAUGAAGAGGAGGGAACUUUCCGCAGCUCAAUCCGCCGUCUGUCCACCCGCAGGCGGUAGAGACACCUGGUGCGAUGGAACCCAGCCAGGUCCUGCAGCUCUGACUAGGCUGGAGGAGGGAGGGGGGAGGAGGAGGGGGCGAAGGGCUGGGAUAGGGGGCUUGGAGGGCUCUCCUGCCUCUUACCCUUUUCACCCACACAGAAUUCCCCUGGCACCUGACGCCUCCCACCCACCUUCCGCGCGCCCACCUCCAUCUGGACUGUCCUCUUCCCCAGCCCUGCCCCCACAGACUCCUCUCUGCCGCUCAGAUUUCCAAUAAAACGUGCUUUUCUGUCUUGA
Messenger RNA from Balaenoptera ricei (Rice's whale), 696 nucleotides. It is a transcript of the gene FXYD1, whose product is annotated as FXYD domain containing ion transport regulator 1. Bases 139 to 417 code for a protein of 92 amino acids. The transcript is spliced from 7 exons. Gene Ontology annotation, cellular component: membrane. The record is from RefSeq and is a predicted model, not a curated record. Lineage: Eukaryota; Metazoa; Chordata; Mammalia; Artiodactyla; Balaenopteridae. Gene Ontology annotation, molecular function: sodium channel regulator activity. Gene Ontology annotation, biological process: monoatomic ion transport; regulation of sodium ion transmembrane transporter activity.